Colossoma macropomum (tambaqui) is the source of this 1151-nucleotide messenger RNA. It is a transcript of the gene pln1, whose product is annotated as phospholamban. Bases 346 to 504 code for a protein of 52 amino acids. The transcript is spliced from 2 exons. Gene Ontology annotation, biological process: negative regulation of heart rate; negative regulation of ATPase-coupled calcium transmembrane transporter activity; negative regulation of calcium ion import into sarcoplasmic reticulum. The record is from RefSeq and is a predicted model, not a curated record. Gene Ontology annotation, molecular function: ATPase inhibitor activity. Gene Ontology annotation, cellular component: membrane; sarcoplasmic reticulum. NCBI's taxonomy places the organism in Eukaryota, Metazoa, Chordata, Actinopteri, Characiformes, Serrasalmidae.
ACUCUCGGACAUACUCCACAAAGCUUCCAGAGCCCAGCCUCGCCCUACUGGACCAGGAUCUGAACCAGAACAAGGACAUAAACCUAAGCCAUAGGCUGGACCUUAUUGCUGUGGCCAUCCAUCCACAGAUUCAGUUCUGUGGAGUCCACUGGCCCCUGGACCACCUCUGUCACCACGACAACCACGAGCACCUCCACCGCAUCCUCCAUCCACUCCCUGCAUCCCUCCACACUACUUUCUGAGGUGCUGCUCUCUACUCCACACCUCUCUUUCCAUCUCUCUCUCUGUGCACUACACCUCCAUCACCACUAGAGUGUGCUGCUGCGCUGCUCUCUGCCCUCCACCAUGGAGAAGGUGCAGCACAUCACGCGCGCGGCCAUCCGGAGGGCGUCCACCAUGGAGGUGCCCCAGCAGGCCAAGCAGAACAUGCAGGAGCUCUUCGUCAACUUCUGCCUCAUCCUCAUCUGCCUGCUGCUCAUCUACAUCAUCGUCUUGUUAAUGUGAGCUGGAGGAGGAGGGGGUGGCCUGCUGGUCAAUGGGGGCCAUGGACUCUGUCGAUUAGAGGGCGUGGUCUCUAGUGGUGUGGGGUGGUCAUAAAAGAGUUUUAUAAGGGGAUUUAAGAGUAUGUGAGUUAAUCAUACUGCAUGUAUUUCACCCACCAAACCUGUAAAUAAAUCACCCAUAUAGUAACAUUAGCACACUGACAAUCAGCCUUAACCCUUAGAAGUCAUAGGUAUCACAAAUGCUAAAAAAAAGUAAUCACAUAAUCAUGUAGUUAAUUAUGCAAAUAUAUAAUUUAAAUUAAAAUACUAUACCAAAAGCAAAACAACAGUAAUAACUCUAGACUGCUAAGGAUUAACUGAAGUGGAGUGGCAGUGUUGAACUGAGGACAGCCAGUAGAGUGAGAAGAAGAAUUUUGACGGGGCUGCAGGGGAUGAGGGGACUGUCAUCACUACAGGCAGCUGCUGAGAGGCUGUGGUCACUCCUGUCCUCCACCCCACUCACCACUCCCAACUCCCCACCUCCCCACUGCAUGCUACUUUUCACAAAUGGACUUAAAGGCACUGAGCACUAUGCUAGCCAUCCCUGACCCAAAGCACUGUGACACGCUGAAAUAUACUAAGACUACAAUAAACACUAAGUGAUUUGAA